This is a messenger RNA of Loxodonta africana (African savanna elephant), 4025 nucleotides long. It is a transcript of the gene PINK1, whose product is annotated as PTEN induced kinase 1. Gene Ontology annotation, cellular component: mitochondrion. Gene Ontology annotation, molecular function: ATP binding; protein serine/threonine kinase activity. The coding region runs from base 35 to 1783 and encodes 582 amino acids. The transcript is spliced from 8 exons. NCBI's taxonomy places the organism in Eukaryota, Metazoa, Chordata, Mammalia, Proboscidea, Elephantidae. The record is from RefSeq and is a predicted model, not a curated record. Gene Ontology annotation, biological process: regulation of apoptotic process; autophagy of mitochondrion; positive regulation of mitochondrial fission.
GGCGGCGGCGGCGGGUCAAGGCCGCGGCGCCACCAUGUCGGUGCGACAGGCACUGGGCCGGGGCCUGCAGCUGGGCCGAGCGCUACUGCUGCGCUUCACGGCCAAGCCUGGCCCGAUCUAUGGCUGGGGGCGGGCCGAGCGGCCGGGCCCGGCGUCGUGUUGGGGCCGAGGAGAGCGCCCAGGCCCGGCCGCUGGGCCCGGUGCGGAGUCGCGCAGGCUCGGGCUCCCCAACCGCUUCCAAUUCUUCCGCCAGUCGGUGGCCGGGCUGGCGGCGCGGCUCCAGCGGCAGUUCGUGCUGCGGGCCGGAGGCGGUGCGGGCCCUUGCGGCCGGGCUGUCUUUCUGGCCUUCGGGCUGGGGUUGGGCCUCAUCGAGGAGAAGCAGGCGGAAGGUCGGAGGGCAGCCUCGGCCUGUCAGGAGAUCCAGGCAAUUUUUACCCAGAAAAACAAGCUGCUGCCUGGCCCGUUGGACAGUAAACGCUGGCAGGGCUUCCGGCUGGAGGAGUAUCUUAUAGGGCGAUCCAUUGGCAAGGGCUGCAGUGCUGCUGUGUAUGAAGCCACCGUGCCCAUGGUGCCCCAGAACCUGGAGGGGGCAGAGAGCAGUGGGCUGCUGACAGGGAGAGGCCCAGACAUCAUUCCACAGGGGGAAACUGAGGAGUGGACGGCCCAGCCCUCUGCCUUUCCUUUAGCCAUCAAGAUGAUGUGGAACAUCUCGGCGGGCUCUUCCAGCGAAGCCAUCUUGAACACAAUGAGCCAGGAGCUAGUCCCAGCGAGCCGAGUGGCCCUAUCUGGGGAGUAUGGAGCAGUCACUUACUGGAAAUCCAAGGGAGGCGCCAAGCAACUGGCCCCUCACCCCAACAUCAUCCGGGUUUUCCGUGCCUUCACCUCAUCUGUGCCGCUGCUGCCGGGGGCCCUGGUCGACUACCCCGAUGUGCUGCCCCCGCGCCUCCACCCCGAUGGCCUGGGCCACGGACGGACGCUUUUCCUCGUUAUGAAGAACUACCCCUGUACCCUGCGCCAGUACCUUCGCAUGGCCACUCCGAGCCCCCGCCUGGCCACCAUGAUGACCUUGCAGCUCCUGGAAGGGGUGGAUCAUCUGGUUCAACAGGGUAUCGCACACAGAGACUUAAAGUCGGACAACAUCCUGGUGGAGCUGGACGCAGACGGCUGCCCCUGGCUGGUGAUCACCGACUUUGGUUGCUGCCUGGCAGAUGAGCGCAUCGGCCUGCAGCUGCCCUUCACCAGCUGGUAUGUGGAUCGGGGCGGAAACGGCUGCCUGAUGGCUCCCGAGGUGUCCACGGCCUGUCCUGGCCCCUGGACGGUGAUCGACUACAGCAAGGCAGACGCCUGGGCAGUGGGAGCGAUCGCCUAUGAAAUCUUCGGGCUCUCCAAUCCCUUUUACGGCCAGGGCCGGGCCCACCUGGAAAGCCGCAGUUACCAAGAGGCUCAGCUGCCGGCACUGCCCGAGUCAGUGCCUCUGGAUGCAAGACACCUGGUGAGGUCACUGCUCCAGCGAGAGGCCAGCAAGAGACCAUCUGCCCGAGUAGCUGCAAAUGUGCUUCAUUUAAGCCUCUGGGGUGAACACAUCUUAGCCCUGAAGAAUCUGAAAUUAGACAAGAUGGUUGGCUGGCUCCUCCAACAAUCAGCUGCUACUUUGUUGGCUGACAGGCUCACAGAGAAGAGUUGUGUGGAAACAAAAAUGAAGAUGUUAUUUCUUGCCAACCUGGAGUGUGAAGCCCUCUGCCAGGCAGCCCUCCUCCUUCAGUCCUGGAGGGCAGCCCCGUGAUGGCUCUCCAUGUAGCUGAAUUACUAAAAGAACUUAGCAGCAUCUGUGUCAUGAUGGUCUGAGUGCUGAGGGAGGGGGCUCUAAGGUGCGAGAGGGUGAGAGUCAGGAGAAAAGAUGGCGCAGAGAGGGCUGGUCAACCCCACAGAAGGCCUCAUGCUUGGCAAAUGUAGAAGGAACAAUUUAAGUCAAGGUGCAUGGUCUGUAGCUACUAAUUAGCUGUGCAGUUUUGAAUGAAUUCUAUAACUUGUGUGGCCUAAAAGUUCUCGUCUGUAAAAUGAAGAAAUUGGUCUAAUCAGGAGUUGGCAAACUUAUAUAGAGGGCCAGAUAGUAACUAUUUAGUCUGUCACAGCUACACAGCUCUCAUUGCAGCAUGAAAACAGCCUUAAAUAUGUAAAUAAGCAAGUAUGGCUAUGUUCAAGAAAACUUUUUGUGGACACAAAUUUGAAUUUCAUGUGUAACAAAAUACUCUUUUAAUUUCUUCAACCAUUUAAAAAUGUAAAAAACCAUUUUUAGUUUGUUGGCCAUAGAAAACAGCCAGCAGUCUGGAAUGGCAGGAGGCCAUAGUUUGUCAACCCCUGGUCUAGAUGAAUUCAAAGAACUCAACUUAAAAAAAAAAAAAAUUGCCAACUCAUCAUUAGGCCCCUUUGUAUACCAGUGCUUAGAUGUGAUUAAGAUUAUCCCUGUGGAGAAGCCAAAGGAAUAUGAGUUCUCAGUAUCAGCUGAACAGAUCCACUCAAAUAUAAUUGCUGACCAAACACUCUGUCUUAAACCCAUGCUUUGUCCUCACAGGCCUCUGGAAAGGUAAUAAUGACUGAGCUGGGCUGUGAGAUGAGGUUGGUCUGAGGAGGGUUAUACCACAUAUGUUCUACACUGUAGACCAAGGCAGUGGCUGUUAGCGGCAGAGCUCUACUUUGGCAUUGGCCCCUAGGUCCAGAAAUGGCCUGUCGGUCGUGUGAAAGGGGAAACCAUGUCACCAGUCCACACACAUCACCUGGGCUGAGGCAGAUAUUUGCACAGGUCAACACAGUCAAAUACUAGAUCGCAACAACAGCGAAGUGAGGCCUGAGAAGCAGGCACCUCUGCACUUGUCAGGCAUUCUGGACACCACUAGGGACAGAGCAUUUUUGCAAAAGCAUUUCCAUAGAGCUCUUUCAGCUACUGAUUGACCCUAGCAUAGCUGUCAUAACUGAUGAAAUGGAAACUAACAGUGUGGUAUUGUAAACUGGAUCUUCCUUUUAACUUAUAUUUCUUACAAGAAUAGAAAUUUAUAACUACAGAAUGUAUAUGUGCCUCAAACUGAGUAUCUGGAUUUAAGAGUGAUUCUUACUAUGCCCUAGAAACCAGAAAGCUUUGUGGGUAGAUAUCAACAAUGGGGAAAGGAUUUCACAUAUAAUUUUACACAUACUUUUUAGGAAUAGAGUCCUGGUGGCGCAGUGGUUAAGAGCUCAGCUGCCAACCAAAAGGUUGGCAGUUUAAAUCCACCAGCUGCUCCUUGGAAACCCUAUGGGGCAGUUCUAGUCCGUCCUAUAGGGUCUCUGUGAGUUGUAAUUGACUAGAUUGCAACAGGUUUUUUCAGGAACACACCUACUGCCUAAAGCAAGCAAGGUGAACAUAUAUUUAAGGUUCUUUUCAACCAAGUAAUUCUAUAAUCCUGUUACAAAGCCAGGAACCCUGGUGGCACAGUGGUUAAGCAUUUGGCUGCUAACCAGAAGGUCGACAAUUCGCAUCCACCAGCUGCUCCUUGGAAACCCUAUGGGGAAGUUCUCGUCUGUCCUGUAGAGUUGCUAUGAAUCAGAAUCGACGCACUGUCAUCCUGGGUUUUUUGUUUCAGUGGUCCUCCCCCAGUGCAUUUUUAACCGUAUUUUAUCCCUUGAGAAGCUAGGAAGCUCUAGCAUUUCAUAGUUAAAGAAAAAACACUUCAGCCGUUGGCAAAAUGAAAAGCAGCCACUUAAUUACUCCCACUCAUUACCAAACAGUGUCCCCACACUAGCAAAGCACAACAGGGGCCAGAUGACGUUUGAGGAUGACGUUUCUCUUUAUUUUAGAAAUGAGUGACUACAUAUACGAAAAAUGCCCUUCAACAGUCCAAGGUGGAAAACUUAGGUAAACGGUGUUCCCUGACCCCCACCUGUUGGUACUCAAUGCUGUAUCUCCCACUGAGGUAAGGCUGUGCCAUUGUCCCAAGGCUUAAAAAAAAAAAACCAUUAAAGGGGGAAAAGAAAAAACAAUAAAAACCCUCUUU